UACCUGGGAGGAGCCGGCUAACCGAGACGUGUCCUGGGAAGUCUAGAUAGAGUCCGGGUCUAAGUUUUUUUUUCAAAAUGAGCUCAUCAAGCUCAAGUGAUUCCGAUAGUAGUGAGAAGAGCGAGGAACGAGAUUUGUCGCGACUUUUGGUGAUAGAACCGUUGUAUGGGGGCGGCCACAAGAAGAUGAUCGAUAGUUUGCUGAAAAUAUGCCGCAAAGUUGAAAGAAAGGUUUAUAGAUCAACUCUCGCUGGCGUGGCUCAGAGGCGUCCCAAAUGGAUUAACGGGGUUCAACUCAAUUAUAAAUACGCCAUUGAAGUUGGACCUAAAAAACGAUAUACUUUAAUUACGAUGCCGCCAACUAAAUGGGAGUGGCGUUCAAGGUGCUCCGCUAUGUAUUUGGCGGAGAUAAUACCUCGAGAUCAUAGUUACGAAAUUCUGUUCUGCUCGUCAGUGUUGCCACUAGCAGAACUUAUCGGGAUUAGGCCAGAUCUGGCGCAUUUGUUUAAGAUUGUAUAUUUUCAUGAAAAUCAUCUUGAACUAACUUUGUACCCUUACGAAGAUCUCAACUAUCACCUAGGUCAUAGCGAGAUUAUGACAUGUCUGGCAGCGGAUCAGGUUUUAUUCAACUCUAAUUAUCAUGCAGAGUCAUUCAUUGCUGCGAUCAGCAAACAUAUGGCGAAACAGCCAGACUUUACGGUAUCUAAUUUGGAAAAAAAGAUCCGGAAUAAAAGCCAGGUGGUGCACUUCCCAUUGGAUCUACAUACAAUUGAAUUGUGUACAGGCAGUGCGAAGAAACGAAGGAAGCCCACUCUAUGUAUUAUUUGGCCCCACCGCUGGGAGUUGGACAGGAAUCCCUUGAUGUUCUUCAGAAUCAUCAAACGCAUGGAUGAUGAAGGCUAUGAUUUCAGGGUUAUCAUGCUGCCUUCAUCGUACAUGGUUGACCCACAAUAUCCCUUGCAGCUCCAGCUAAUGGAUGACAUACCCAAAUCCCGUUUGCUGGUCCUGGACGACAUUGAAAGCAGUGACAGAGCUUACUACGCAUCGCUCAAAUGCGGUGAUGUUAUUUUGUCGACAGCGAAACACGAAUUCUUUGCGCAUCAGAUCAUGGAAGGAAUGUAUUGCAAUCUGAUCCCCGUCAUUCCACGUCUCCCUGUAUAUCAGGAGCUGUUCAACGAUAUCAAGGACGUAUAUGAUAAUGAAAAUCAACUGUACGAGAUCCUAGUCGACCUUUGCGACAAAAAGAGAGCAGGCAUUCUUGAUGCUGAUCCUAAUUACAAGCGAAACACCUAUCGUUUUGAGAGCUGCAGAUGGUUCCAAUCCUUAAUGUCAGUCCUCAAAUGUAAACUGAUAUAAGUUUACAGAAGACUUUUAAUUCACGAUCGUCACGUCCUCUCACCAUUCUUGGAUCAACACAACUUACGUAUGGAGCAGUUCCCCUCCUCGCGCUGGCUACAUCUCAAGAAUGCCGAAAUGAUCACUGGCUGACUUGGGAUCAUAAUAAUCAAUAUAGGUACCUUAACCAUGAUUCAAUAGAAGCUGAUAACUAUGUAAACAAACAUUAUUACACACAAUUACACCAUAAUCAUACACAUUAUUUAACACGGUUAUGAAAUCAACUUAGAAAUACUUAAAAAGGGUACUAAAUAGGUAUCUAGUUGAAUCAGCUCCGUGAUCUUUACGCACAAUAAAUUGGACUAUCUAGCUAGGUAUCGACAAUAAUUUAACUUUCCGAUUAAAGAAUGCUUUAUUUUUCGCACCAUUAGGGACCGCCAGUACAUAGACCACAAAUACGGCAAUAUUAAUCAGUCAUAUUUGUUUACAUGAUUAUUGGCGUCUAUUGAAUCGGACUAUACAUUUCAAAAUGAUGUAUCAAUAACUGUGCCAACAGCGAAGUAUUUUGAAUUGUAAGUAAUAGAUAUUACGACUUUACUUUCACAGAUGCGAACUUUUUACACCAUGCCAAUAGAAUUUGAGAAAUUGUCAAUAUCUGAAAUAUGAUUGAAAUGUAUUACGAGUGUAAAAUAUGAAUUGACGUUGUAUUAUUAUGUAGUGAAACUCAAUUUUAUAAAUAAAAAAUAGGAACAGCAUUGAAACCUGCUGAUGACAUAGGUCGGCUUAUUUUGUAAAGUUUGCAAACUCUAUUGGUGUGGAUCAUUUAACUUUUGAUCAUUAUGCAACGCGAACGCUCAAAAGUUAUUUUUUUUUUAAUAAAUAUAAAUCUAAUCUAUAUCGUCGGGCGGACUCAUCCACAAUCAUUAUUUACUACCCCGCGGGGUACCGGGUAGUAGAAUAGUACCCCCCCUUUCUCUUCUCGUGGGUGUCGUAAGAGGCGACUAAGAGACAAUCAUAUCAGGGAAUGGGCAGCAGCGUCCCCUGAUUAACAUCUACGUAUACAACAUCUAUACGACUGCGACCACCAACCGUCUGUCACGGGAGGUGAGACUGCAUAAGGCUGCAGUGGUGAGAUCGAACACGUGAACACGCAAUGUUCAGCAAAAGAGUUUUUGGUCGGGUUCUAACAGCUGAGUGGUUUGAUAAUAACACGAAAGGUUCGGCAGCUUCAUAAGAUAUUCUAUCUCCAUUACCAAACAGAAACCUUAUGGUUUACUAAUGCUUCGAACUAUAUUCUGCUAAGAAACACAGGAACUGUGAUGUUUAAUUUUACAUGGCUUGAUUAGAUACACACAUCAGGAUCUGUAAUAUUUAAUUUAAAUUGAUAAGAUCACGGAAAGACUGAAGAGAAAUUUCGAAAUUGAAGAAAGAAUGUUUGUUGGAGGUGGAGUAUGAAAGGAAUAUUUUGCAGACUUAAAUCUGAAAUAAAUAAUACAUCAUUAUUACCGAUCACAAAUUUUAUCGUAAAGCAAUAAUUUGGACUAUAUUCACUAUGCAACACCUUUACUUGAACAGGCAUUGCUUUUCGAAAGAGUUUUUGGUCGAGUUCCAACGUGAUACAGAUUUAAAUUAACAUCUGUGAGAAAUUGAUAAAAUCGUGUAAAACCUAGACAAGAUUAAACAUUUUGGGAAAGUAAGUAAAAUAAAGAUUUCGGGUUGACUGGGUGAAUAAUGAAUAGAUGCAGAACACAAUCUUACAGCUUAAAAUCAGAAUUUGGAUUGGGAUAACUGAGACUCGCUGAACAUAGUGUUAUCCGUGUUCGAUUCCAUCCAGGAAUAGUCAGAAGAACACGACUAUUAAACUUAUGUUUAACUUUGUAUCCUAACUUACUUUCAUAGGUUUUUUUAAUAAGUUUUUAUAAGUAUUACUUUGUAUUUGAUUACCAAAGCAUGCACUAGCUUGCUGUGGUAUAAUUUUAUCACUUCAUUGACAAUUCUUAAAUUCAAUUUUAUCAUUUCUACAGAAGCAAUAUGCUUCUCAUUCCACUCUUGAGUGUCAUAUGGAAAUUUCUAUGUCUAUUUUAACCGUGCAAUAAAUAUCUAUAGAAUAAGAUAAGAUAAUAUUAUAACAAAGAAAUGCUGCGCUGAUAACAACCCAAAAUUUAAUACUCUACAAAAUCUGAAGUUGGAUCAAGAAUAAUUGCCAGAUACUUUGAAAUGCAAUAUCACCGCAGCAUUUCUUAAAAUUACAUUGGUGUCUAUGCUAUACCCUUGUUGGAACGAUUCCGCAACUACGGGAAUUUUGAUUCAUAACAACUUUGGUCUUGACAGUUGACGGAAUUUCUGGUCGAUUGGUAAAGAAUUUAUUAUGGAAAAUACGGGUUAUUUAACGACGGUUAGUCGAGUUGAGGAAGCUUCUACACGGCGAUGUUUGAAACGUCUGUUAGACACGGAAAUACAGGGGUCCUAUGGUCGUGUCUCGAUGAAAUUUUGGAUCGGCGUAAUCUUUUUUGAAUUAAGAGUACAUAGCAAUGGACCUAGGUUGAUCAUCCGAUGAGGCAGCUCUAAGCAUUAUUAGAUUAAGAUCUCUUCGACUUUGUUUCUCGUGCAAUAUACCAGCACCCUAACUUUCCUACACCUAUUAUUCCUUCUUUAUCUUUACCUUCUUUCCUCAUCACCUCAUUCCUCAAACUUUAUCCUACAAUUCUAAUUUAAACUCUUGUCUCUUAUUACCUUAAAUUAGGUUUCGGUGACAAAGUCCUUUCUUAAAUUCCUGUUUCGUAAUUUAUGCAUUUCUUGUUAUUGUGUUUCGUCUUUUAGUCGUUUUUGAUAAAAUUCUGAUUCUUUAUAUUACACUUACUAAUUUCAAUUUGCAAUUAAUAUUCCAUUUCUGCGAUAAGACAAUUUCCAUAUCUGAUCUUAAGAAAAAACUGAUAACUUCAUCCCUUAGACUCGGGUCAAAAAACAUUUCAAACUCUUCUCUUGAAGUUCUGACUAAAAAAGUAAACUUUCUACAACAUCGCAUUUGAAAAACUUAUCUCUUUCACGAACUUACUUAAAUCUUCAUCUGAAUUGUUAUCUGUUAGUCGCGAUUAUUUUACCACGACGAAACCUAUUACUAUCAUUCAUACCAAAGUCCUUCCCUUUUAGUCCUCAUUUACUUCUCAAGUACUUAUUACUUCAAUUGUUCCACUUAAGUAAAAUAAGUCGUGGUGAUUGAUACAAAACUCCUUUUUUAAUCGAAUCCUCUUUAGUGAUUUAUAAAGUGAAAUUCCUCUUCAUAAAAAUCAAAUUAACUUACACCUCUUUGUAAAAAAAAAUGUAUUUUCCAGUUAUUUAAGUCUAAAGGCCUAAUCUCAGUAAUGUCCCUUUAAUAAUCUCUCACAAAAUUCACCAUUAAAAAACACAUUCCCACAAUUCAACUUACGUAUUUCUAUAAGUAUAGUCCUAAUUAAUAGCUCUACUCUCUAAUAAAAAUCACCUCAAUUUCACCUACUUUUCUUCAAGUUCAGUUUCAAAUUAAUGUCUUUUAAGGGCAAACCAUAACGAAACCUAUUCUUACAAAUCUGAACUAAACGUCUUAACCUAAACUUAAUUAAGUAAAAUUACUUCACGACUUCGUCUCUAAUUUUUUAAGUCUAAACCCCUCCAUAUCUUACUUGACAUUAUUAAAGAUACACUUUUUCCUACUAUAGUACUUCAAAUCUGUAUCUUCCUCCUUGACUAUCUAAUUUCCCCUCAACCCUUUACCCUCAUCAUCUCGAUUAAUUAAGGUAAAUUAUUGUCUAGUAUGUAAGUCUGAAUGCCUUAUCACUGAGUCGCAAUUAAUAAAGGAAAUUUACGCGACGGAAUAAAUAACUUAUUUAGUAAAUGUUAUAAAAACAAAUAAAAUCCAAAAAAAACUUAAAAAACAUACCAAAUGUAAAAAAAAUCCAAAAAUAAUGUUAAAAAAAAUCCAAGAAAAGCAAAAAAACAUACUAUGUGUAAUGUAAAAAAAAACAACAAAAAACGAAAAAAAUAAAAAUAAAAAACAAAAAAAUACAUCUUAGAAGCCAUAAUCGUAUAGUUUGUAUUUUCACAUGACACUCAUCAUAAUGUAUUAAUCCAAAAGUUAAAUUUACUUUUAUUAUUGUUUAAAAAUUCUAAUUAGUUGAGAUCCGUCUAAAUCAGGAUGGAAGCUUGACACCCCGCGGGGUACCGGGUAGUAGAAUAGUACCCCCCUUUCUCUUCUCGUGGGUGUCGUAAGAGGCGACUAAGAGACAUUUUUGUCAGGGGAUGGGCAGCAGCGUUCCCUGACUAACAUCCAUGUGUAACAUCUCACCAACGAAUCGUCUACAAUUUGGGAAACAAUAUAUCUACAACUUGGGAUACGAAACGUCUAGAACUUAGGAAAAAAAAUGUCUACAACUUGGGCAACAAAUAGUCUACAACUUGGGAAACAAAUAGUCUACAACUUGGGAAAAGAAACGUCUACAACUUGGGAAACGAAACGUCCAAAAUUUGUGAAGUGAAAUGUCUACAACUUGGAAAACGAAACGUCUAUAACUUGGAAAACGAAAAGUCUACAACUUGGAAAACGAAACGUCUACAACUUGGAAAACGAAACGUCUACAACUUGGAAAACGAAACGUCUACAACUUGGGAAACGAAACGUCUAAAAUUUGGGAAGUGAAAUGUCUACAACUUGGGAUACGAAACGUAUAGAAGUUGGGAUACGAAACGUCUAGAAAUUAUGAAAAGAAAUGUCUACAACUUGGGAAACAAAUAGUCUACAACUUGGGAUACGAAACGUCUACAGCUUGGGAAACGAAUAGUUUACAACUUGGGAAACAAAACGUCUACAACUUGGGAAACGAAACGUCUAAAAUUUGUGAAGUGAAAUGUCUACAACUUGGGAAACGAAACGUCUAAAACUUAGGAAACGAAACGUAGAGAUGGAAAACGAAACGUCUAUAACUUGGAAAAAGAAACGUCUAAAACUUGGGAAACGAAACGUCUACAACUUGGGAUUACGAAACUGAUUACCAGAGGGCGUAUGUAAAAGAAUUUAGCCUACUCUUAAAUCUCAUAAUUCGAACUUAUCCACUAAUCAGAAACUUUAUCGUUAAACAAAGCUUAGAACUUUACCUUAACUUAAAAAAAACAACAGCUUAUGAACAGGAAUUGUCUAGCGAAAGCGUUUCUGGUUGAGCUCUACGAGAUUUAACUUGUGAUUAGUGAUAUUAAUGCUGAUCAGUUAUAACAUCUAGCUAGAUAAAACAGAGAGGGGAUUUGGGUGUUUAAAUUUAAUUAUUAUCGAAAUUGAGUAAAGGAAGCGGAAAAUACAUUUCAGGGACAAAUCCAGGUCGAUUGAGAAAACAUUAAGUAUUACAAAACGGUCUGUAAUUUUGGGGUAUUGGUAACAUCACAGAACGGAUUUGAUAAAAUGCAGGAAUUUACGAGUUUAAAAUUGAAAGUAUCAGUCAGCAGUAACAGAAAAGCAAAACAGUCGAUUUGGAGAAGAAUGAGGUGGACUUUGCACUCAUUUGACAAAACUCAGAACUUUUUAAACUAAAAAAUACCAGCAUAAUUUAGUUCCGGCAUGACGAGAAGAGCUAAGGAUAUGUCAAUUUUGGGGGUUUUAGAUUGAUAACAUCACUCGAACGGCUUUGAGUAAUGCAGGAUAUUUGCGAGUUUAAAAUUGAUACUAUCAAGUGACAGUGAUGGAAACGACAAAUUUAAUAUCAUAUUGGGAACCAAUAGACGGUUUCAACGGAACGGACAGAACAUUGCCAGUUAAACUUGUUUACUAUUGGAAGUGAAUAAGGGGAAAUGAAAAUCUUUUAGAAAAAAAAAGGAGUGAAUAAGGGGAAGGAGAGGAGAUCUUUUAGGAAAAAUAUCGGGAGUGAAUAAAGGAAAGUGGAGAUCUUUUAGGAAAAAAUAUCGCGAGUGAAUAAGGGAAGGGAAGAUCAUUUAGGAAAAUGGAUCGGAAGUGAAUAAGGGAAGUGGAGAUUUUUUAGGAAAAAAUAUCGGAAGUGAAUAAGGGAAGAGGAGGUUUUUUAGUAAGAAAAUAUCGGGAGUGUGUAAGAGGAAGUGGAGAUCUUUCAGGAAAAACAUCGGGAGUGAAUAGGGGGAAGAGGAGAUCUUUUAGGAAAAAAAUAUCGAGAGUGAAUAAGGGAAAGGGGUACAUUUUAGGAAAAAAUAUCGGGAGUGGAUAGGAGGAAGACGAGAAGUAGGAAAAAAUAUGGGUCGAAUUUGUAAAAAGGUUGGCGAGUUUCAUUAUUGGGUCUUAGAAAAAUGACGUUUUGACAGUCUUGCAGUUAAUAACCUGAUUUGUCAAACACUAAACCGUCCCAGCGAUGACAUUGUCAGGAGGGCAUUUCUAUCAAUAUUAUUAGAUCCGAUUUUUGCCACGUUGGACACUUGAUGCUAAGUGAGAUGCAUUUCGCAUAACAUCUCUGCUCUCAACUCUUGCCUUCGACUAUUAUUAUUGGACAGUGAAAAUAAAUCGGAUCCAAGAAAGAUAAUAUCUGGAUUUUCACAGUCAAUCGCACUUGAUGUUAUGUGAAAUGCAGUCUGGGAUGGUAUAUGUCUACCCUUUCGCCUUCGACUAUUUAUUAUAGGACAGUGAAAAUAUAUCGGAUCCAAGAAAGAUAAGAUCUGGAUUAUCACAAUCAAUCGCAUUUGAUGUUAUGUGAGAUGCAUCUCAUAACAGACGUCUUGUCGGAAAGCUUGUGAUAGUCUAUGCUAUCAAUACGUUGAUAGAAAUCUCCUGUUUUGAAAAAGCAAUGUAACAGUUUGAAAACAUAAGUCUCACGUUCUUUGAUAAUUCUCUAGUUUGGACAAACGAGACGCAUAUUCUCUCUAAUCUCUAACAACCGAACCCAUUAUACGUUGAACAUGCUUGUGUUGCGUAUUCGUGUGAUGAGUCCGCCUAUUAAGAAAACGACGAUUAUUAUCUUUUCUUUCAAUUGUUUUCUAGGUAUUUUUACUUUAGUAUUUAAGUAUUUUAUUCCGCCUAACUCACGUACCUAAUAUAAUUUUAUUGAUACAUCUGUGUAUGUUAAUUUCAAAUAAAACAUUAAUUUUAUCACUUUAGUAGAAGCGGCAAAAUUUUAUUACACGUCGACUGUAAUUAAAUGUUGCCGUUUCAUACAUUUUGUGUCUGUAUUGAUGUUAUUUAUGUUUUUAACGUAUGGUUAUGUUAAGCUAGAUAUAAGAUAAAUAUACAUAUUCUUUCAAGUAAUGUUGCGCUGAUAACAAUCUAAAAUUUGAUAGCUCUACGGACAUUUAAAGAUUUAAUUCACGACAAUUGGCAUAACAAGUUCUAUGAACAAAAUCACCGCAGCAUUGCUUAAAUACAUUGGUGUCUAUGCUAUACCCAUACUUGCUACUGUUUCGCAAGUAUGGGGUUUUGAAUACAUAUUGGAACUUGGAAGUCUGGAAGGUUGUUUGAAAGAGUUUUGGUCGGGCAUAUUUAAAAUCCGGUUAGUCGAGGAAGCUCCUAAAGGGCGAUGUUUGAAAAGACUGUUAGACACGGAAAUACAGGGGUCCUAUGUCCGUGUCUUGUUGAAAUUUUGGGUCUGAGUAUCUUUUUAGUAUAAGGUAAUAAGUAACAGUAAUGGACCUAAGUUAAACAUCCGGGGAAUAAGACAAACGGGACAGCUGCAUGAGCAGCAUUAUUUAUAUUAAGAUAAGUUGGUGUCUUUUUUCUCUCGUGCGUUAUAUCAGCACGCUAUCUGGAUGUCUAGGCCUAUAACUCCACCUGUUCUUUAGUCGCGACUAUGAAGUAACUUCCGCGACGACACAUUUGUAAUAGUUAAGGUAAUUUAUACUACAUUUACUGUGACUCUGGCACACUUCUACUUGUAUACUG
Molecule: messenger RNA, 9189 nt
Organism: Ostrinia furnacalis (Asian corn borer)
Lineage: Eukaryota; Metazoa; Arthropoda; Insecta; Lepidoptera; Crambidae
Product: glycosyltransferase-like domain-containing protein 1-like
Exons: 7
Coding region: 78-1355 (425 amino acids)
Source: RefSeq, a predicted model, not a curated record